Parastagonospora nodorum SN15 is the source of this 2412-nucleotide messenger RNA. RefSeq lists its product as hypothetical. Gene Ontology annotation, cellular component: mitochondrial small ribosomal subunit. The coding region runs from base 1 to 2412 and encodes 803 amino acids. Lineage: Eukaryota; Fungi; Ascomycota; Dothideomycetes; Pleosporales; Phaeosphaeriaceae. Gene Ontology annotation, molecular function: structural constituent of ribosome; methyltransferase activity. The record is from RefSeq and is a predicted model, not a curated record. Gene Ontology annotation, biological process: translation. The transcript has a single exon.
AUGCUAAAGACGAGAGGCAUACAGACUAUUUGCCUGUCAUGUCGCCUCCAAUCCGCCAUAUCGAGAGCGCGUAACGCCCGACUGCCAUCUCAAGCGCAGCUUGCGCCGCAAAAGUCGCAAACGACCGUCGCUAAUGUCUGGACACAACGAAGAGUGAUAUCGACGGCAAUCCCACGACGACAAGCAAAUCAGGAAACUGCAGCAGCCGGCGAAGAAGUACCUCCUCCAGCGAUCGAGCAGCUCAAUACCGAAGUCAAUGUACGGCAAGCGAGGCAGCGGUUCGGCGAUUCGCUACCACGAGGAUAUCUGAGCGAGGCUGAAUACAAGGUGUACCGGCGUCUAUAUGGAGAACCUCUGUUUGUCGAAACGGUCGACGAGUUGCUGGAACCCGCUGUGGAGGAAGAAGAAAUUAUUGAGGAGGAGCAGGAGGAUGGCUCAGUUGUCCUGCUGCGAAAGGGUGCAGAUGGGGAGCUUGAAGAGAUUGAGCUCGUCGAUGAGUCCGAAGAUGUUGAGAGUCUGGAAGAAGUGGUGGAGGGCGAAGACCCAGACGCAGCCACAAUGACACCAGAAGAGUGGGAGGUACACAAGGAAGAGAAGGCACAGAAGUACCACGACAGCGUCUACGAACAAAGUCGCUUGGCACACCACGAAGCCGAAGAUUUGGAAGACAUGGAAGAAGUGGAGGACGAUGACUUCAUGCGAGCUCAUCCUCUGACGCUCGCUGGCCGUUUCAAACCCUCGCCGUCGACCGUCUUCUUGCCGAAAGAAACCCUCGUAGACCCUACAGCUCUUUUGCUGACCCGCGCAAAUCACAAGCAUCUCGCCGAGACUUCGAACCGUAUAUUUGGUGGCCAAGGCCUUCCUUUGUCUGCGAGCACACCACCAGCGAGGUUGGGGAGAGAACAGAAGGCAAUCCCACUCGACCCCUCCCAGGCAGACAUGGGCAACAUCGAGGCGGAUGCAUAUAUGGCGUCUGUACAGCCAGGAACAUAUGCCAGCGUCAUGAGCGCUUUGGUAGAGGUCCGCCGGCGACUCGGGUCUCCUUGGAUGGAGCACAUACUGGAGAAGAAGGGUGGCACCAUACUCGAUGCUGGCUCUGGCGGUGUUGGCGUUCUCGCAUGGCACGAGGUUCUCCAAGCCGAGUGGCAGCGCCUGCACGAACAGUCAGGCAACACCUCGCAAGAUGCCGCGCCUCUAGGCAAAGCCACAGUGCUGACUGCUUCCGACACGCUGCGACACCGUGCAAGUCGAUUGCUGGAUAAUACAACUUUUAUCCCUCGACUACCUGAUAAUGUGCCAAAAGAAGAAGACGUCAACGAGCAACAACCACGAAAAGUUUACGAUAUCAUCAUUGCGCCACACACUCUUUGGUCUAUCCGACAAGAGUACCUCCGGAAAGAACAGGUUCAAAAGUACUGGUCACUCCUGAACCCCAAAGGUGGUGUUCUCAUCCUCCUCGAGAAGGGUCUACCUCGGGGCUUUGAAGUCAUCGCCGCUGCUCGCGAACUCCUAUUGAAUAAACACAUCUCCUCUCCAGACUCCCCUCACAUUGAAACGCCUCUCCAAGAGCAGGUCAGCAAACCCGACGAAGACACACGCUUCACAGCCAAGGAGACCGGCAUGAUCAUUGCCCCUUGCACCAACCACUCUGCGUGCCCCAUGUACGCAUCACCCGGUAUCUCAUCUGGCCGUAAAGACUUCUGCUUCUUCUCCCAACGCUACAUCCGCCCCCCUUAUCUCCAGCGCAUCCUCAAUGCCAAAGACAAGAACCACGAAGACGUCCAAUUCUCCUACCUCGCCGUCCAACGCGGCCGUGACCAGCGCCUCCCCGAACACGACUUGAUUGGCAAGGGCUUCGCACAGACCAAGGACACUACAGACGCAGCGUUCGCAGGCCACGAGUGGAAAAACAUAUCCCAGUCAACCACUGAUGCCGAGAAAAUCGACGCCGAUUUGCAAACUCCGGAAGACGUAAACUCACUCGCCCUACCGCGUUUGAUCCUCCCCGCUCUCAAGCGCCGCGGCCACAUUAUCCUGGACGUGUGCACGCCAGCCGGGACCCUCGAGCGCUGGACCGUGCCCCGCAGCUUUUCAAAGCAGGCGUUCCGCGACGCGAGAAAAGUCCGCUGGGGUGACUUGUGGGCGUUGGGUGCGAAGACAAGGAUACCAAGGAAUGUGAGGCUGGGUCGGCCAAACGACGAGUUUGAUAAGAAGGGCCGCAAGAUGAAGAAGGCGAAGCAGGUUGUUGUGGAGAUUGGUAUUGGGGAGAAGGAUGGCAGGGCUGUGGAGGAAGGACCUGCCAGGAUAUUGAGGGGAGAUCGGGACGGACGGUACACGAGUGAUCGCAAGAUUAGAGGAAGUGGUGGCCGCAAGGGGAGGAGGAAGACGGCGGAUGUGUUGGAAGACUUGUAA